UUGUAUUGUGGAGUAUAGAAUAUGAAUAUCAUUAAAUUAUAAACAAAUAUAAAAAGAAAAUUCAGAAGAUUUCAUAGGAUAAGUAACAAAACCCAAAAUCACUCAACAGAAAAAAGUAAAACCCAGUUCAUCAUUCCUCUCUCUUUCUUCAAAUUCAGAGUUGAGAGCAUCCACAUUGCCGAAGGAAGAUAAAAUAAAGAUUCACAAGUGACUUAAAACAAAUUAUUCUGUCACAACCUUAAAGAAAAUAAAAGCUAUCAAUGUGUUUAAAUGGUGGGUAUUGAAUGGUGAUUCAUUGUUGAGCAAUCUGUUAUUAUUUGAUUGAUCAAUGCUUUUGAAUUUGCUGAUAUAACUGGAUCAUACAGGAUUGCUCAAAUGAAUUGGAAUCAACACAUGGAUGCUCAUUAUAUUGGGAACAAUGCUCCUUACAAUAGUGCUGGAAGUUUCAUGGAUUUCUUUGCUGGUCUUACAUAUGAUCAUGUGAAUUUCAUCUUUUCUGGUUCACAAAUGCAGGAUAGUGUAUACUCACCAGUUACCGCAGGUUAUUAUAAAUUUGGGUAUUCCGAUCCUGGACCUGUUCAAUAUCACAAUAAUAGUCCAUCUUAUGAGGUCUAUGAUCAUAUAGUGGGUAUGGAUGAAUACACUCGAAGGCCUGCUGAUUUUUUUUCUGGUGAGCAGACAACUGCUUCAAAUCAGCAUUCAGAAAGGAUGUCAAACAUACACGUAAAUACCAGCAAUCGAGAUUGUCCCAGAAGUCAUCACAAUUCUCAAGAUUAUCAGGCUGUUUGGCAAGACAAUAUAGAUCCAGACAACAUGAGUUAUGAGGAAUUACUUGAGUUGGGUGAGACUGUUGGAACUCAUAGUCGUGGACUUUCCCAAGAGCAGAUUUCCUUGCUUCCAGUCUCGAAGUUCAAAUGUUGUUUUCUCUUGAGAAGAAAGUACCGAUCUGACAGAUGUGUAAUAUGUCAAAUGGAAUAUAAACGUAGAGAUCGUCUGAUCACUCUCCCCUGCAAACACAAGUAUCAUGUUGGUUGCGGAACCAAAUGGCUUAGCAUCAAUAAGGCUUGCCCAAUUUGUUAUACGGAGGUGUUCAUUGAUGCAAACCAGAAGUUUAAGUAGUAACUUUUACGAUUAGCAUCAACUAUGUUCAUUUGUUAUUCUUUUUUGACUUGUUGGUUCUCUCUCUCCUAUAGAUCUUUCUGUCUCUUUUCUGGGUUUUUUUCAAUAGGAUAGUUAGUUCAUGUUAGUAAACUUAUAUUUGAGAAAUAGACUUCAAAUCCUGGUGAAAUUCCAAAACGAGGUUAGUUGUUGCGGGUAUAUUUAUGAUUUUCAUCGUAAUUCUAGUGGAAUACUUGUACAGUUGGUUUCCUUCAACGAUGCUUUUGAACUUGUCAACAUGAGACUUGGAGUUGAACAACAUUUAGCUUGUGUUUUGAAAUCGAACCUCCAAUGCAAGCUUCUGGCCAUCCUCUGCAGCUCCAUCACUUGCUUGGGCAAAACCUCUUUUUGCUUUCCCGAGAAAGUAACCAUUUCAGCCGAGCAUGCCUUGAUGCAAGUCCUCACGCCUUGUUCAACCCAAUGCUCAUCGACUCGCCCAAAGUUCAUGCUAUCUGAUCACUUGCUCUUCUGAGCAACAUCCUCUUGCUGCUAUUAUCUCACCAUUAGCCAUCUCUUGGCACGGGCUUCUUCUUUCUCGCUAAGCACGCACUGUAUUUUUCAUUAUGAGCCGUUCCUUAUAUUAUGAGCAACAUCUUCAGUUUAUAUUGGUAGG
Amaranthus tricolor (Joseph's coat) is the source of this 1771-nucleotide messenger RNA. Its product is annotated as E3 ubiquitin-protein ligase BIG BROTHER-like. Gene Ontology annotation, molecular function: ubiquitin-protein transferase activity; ubiquitin conjugating enzyme binding. The transcript has 9 exons. Gene Ontology annotation, biological process: negative regulation of organ growth; protein ubiquitination. Bases 376 to 1119 code for a protein of 247 amino acids. The record is from RefSeq and is a predicted model, not a curated record. Lineage: Eukaryota; Viridiplantae; Streptophyta; Magnoliopsida; Caryophyllales; Amaranthaceae.